Molecule: messenger RNA, 1533 nt
Organism: Bemisia tabaci
Lineage: Eukaryota; Metazoa; Arthropoda; Insecta; Hemiptera; Aleyrodidae
Source: RefSeq, a predicted model, not a curated record
UGUGAUACGAAAGUACAUCAACUUUAAUCGACUUUUAUUCAUAUUUCUACAUAUUUGUUGUAAAAAAAAUGAUUAUUUUCGUAUGUAAAUGCAUCUCGUUAUUUCGGAACAAUUCACAACUCAAUUUCGGUAAAAAUGGCGCUUGUGAUACUUUGCCGGGAAGGUGACGAAUUGUUGGGAAUGUCGCAUUAAAUCUUAUGUCUAAUUAGUUUACGUCUAAUUAAUCGUUUAGGCCUAAUUAGUCUGGGUCUAAUUAGUUUGGGUCUCCGACUUAAACGUUACUAACGUUAUUAGGCGUGCACGUUCGUGUGAUAAUUAUUUCAUUUCAUCACAUCUUGUUCCACGCAGAGAGCAAUUAGAAUGUAAUAAAUUUCUUUUUUCUAUUUUGUAUAGUGUAAAUAGUAGGAUACGUGUACAGUGUACAUAGGAAACGUGCACAGUGUAUAGUUUUUGUGCGAAGAUUUGUGGCAAACGAGAAACGAACAUGUCAGAGCCUUACGCGCUCGUGAAAUUUCCCGAUGAUGAGCCAAAUGAUCAGCCGGUGGCAGUGCCACAAAGCUUCGUUAAGGACUUCGAUCCAUCCAACUUUAAGCGUAAUAUGGUCGCCAAAGUGUUUUGGAGUCCUGUCGACGGAGAGACUCCCACCGACAUCAUGAGAGAGCAGGGGAGGGUCCUCGAUCUGACUGAAGUACUGGACUCGGAUGGCUCCAAUGAACCGCUAGCAGGUUACUAUAGGGCCAUAGUCCUACAAAUAGCUGAGUCACGAAGAAAGUUGACGGAAUUAGGUGAUAAGAGGAUCAUUAUUCCGACAAAAAAAGCCUUUUUAAGAGGCCUUGAACUGAAAGCAGACAAAGGACCACCCAAGAAAAAGGUGAAAGGAACAACUAAAUCAUCCAAUCCUGGCUAUGUCUCGAAGGCAAAAUUGAAGAAAGCUGUGAAGGCAAGUGACAGCAUUACAACUAGCACAUGGGAAAAAAAGUACAAGAAAGAGCCUGAACAGUCCGACACCACAGAUUCUGGAGACGAAAUCGUGCUGAAAAAAGAUGUCAAAGAAGAAUUGCUGGCUAAAGAAAUCCAACUCAAGAGCUGCUUAAAAGAAAACAAAAAGUUGCAAGAAGAACUGGAAGCUAUGAGAGAACUUAACCGUUUUUGGCAAAGGAAGUAUGCUGAUGAUUGUGAAAGGAAUGAGCCAUUACCGGAUAUAACCAAUUUGGCUACUUCUGGGUUGCAAGAAGUAAAGGAAGCGAGUACUUCAACAUUGAAAAGCAAGGUGUGUGCAGGUUUUUCUGAAAUACAAGUGAUGAAGCAAGUGACCAAUACAGCAUCAUUGAAAACCAAGAUUCCUAGUGGUAUUCAUGACUUGAAUUCCAAGAAGCAAGCCACUACUAAGGAGCAAACAAAGAACUCGGUACAAAUUUUGAACGCGGAGGAGCAAUUUUCUACAUGUGGAAUGAAGGAUGACGACGAUGCAAUAUUCCAAAAUGAUGAUGCUAUUCUUCUUGAGGAGGAAAAAAUGCCACGUUCAGUCGAGGC